This is a messenger RNA of Chaetomium fimeti, 1681 nucleotides long. RefSeq names its product FAD dependent oxidoreductase. Gene Ontology annotation, cellular component: late endosome; cytoplasm. Gene Ontology annotation, biological process: retrograde transport, endosome to Golgi. Bases 305 to 1591 code for a protein of 428 amino acids. Lineage: Eukaryota; Fungi; Ascomycota; Sordariomycetes; Sordariales; Chaetomiaceae. The transcript has a single exon. The record is from RefSeq and is a predicted model, not a curated record. Gene Ontology annotation, molecular function: oxidoreductase activity.
AGUCAACGUCUACACUUGGAGUCCAGCUUUUUUUCGCCCAUGGGGUGCCGACAUAAAACACACGGAAAAGGUUUCCGCUAAGCGUGCGGUGGAUGCCGAUUGUCUCCAGAUUCGGGACGAGGACCUCGGCGCCGGCGCGGCGACUAAGCCGGCGGGGACCGAAGGUGGGGUGUUUGCCGUUCGCUCGCUAUAUAAUGAGCCCAUCAUCCAUCUUCAUUACCUGUUCCUAAGAUCGACGGCAUUGGCCUAUUCUCAACGAAACCUAGGGGGCUUCUAUAUCCCGAUCCUCUGUCGGCUAUAAAACAUGUCUUGUCCUACUGCCGUCCUCGGGGCGGGUAUCAUCGGCGUCUCGACAGCUUACUAUCUUUCGCAGCACCAGGACCCGGCAACCAUUCACCUGGUCGAACCGUCUCCUGAAUUAUUCUCCUCGGCCUCCGGAUUUGCGGGAGGGUUCCUCGCCAAGCAUUGGUUCGGGCCUUCGCUGUCAGCGCUCGGCGUCCUCAGCUUCGAGGAACACCGUCGCCUUGCAGAAGAGCACGAUGGACGAAAGGCAUGGGGCUAUUCGGCGACCACGUGCGUCAGCUACGCAGCAUCGGCUUCCGCACACGAUUCACAGGCACGGGGCGAUGACUGGUUACGUUCCGGGACCAGCCGCGCGGAUGCGGCUCCGGUAGUCCUGGACUCGCUCUCCGGGAAGUCGCCGACUUGGCUGCGGAGGACAGAGGGCGACCAUAUCGAGCUCAUUAGCGAUGAGGGUACUACCGCACAAGUUGAUCCCCUUUUGCUAUGCCAGUUCCUCUUGCGAGAGUGCCUCAAGCGCGGGGUGAAGCUACAUCACCCGGCCAAGCCGGUUGCGGUGAGCACCGGUGAAAACAACGAGCUGGCUGGUAUCCGCAUUAUUGAUACCAAGUCCUCUGCGGAACGGGAGCUGCCCUGCACGCGGCUGGUCAUCACGGCCGGAUCAUGGACGGGACAAGUGUUUCAGAUACUCUUCUCCAAGUCGAAGCUCCAAGUCCCCAUCAAGAGCUUGGCCGGGCAUUCGCUGGUUCUGAAGUCACCGCGGUGGCAUGCCGGGCUAGAGAAGAACGGGUGCCACGCCCUCUUCACCACGCACAACGAGGAUUUCUGUCCGGAACUAUUCUCGCGGGUCAAUGGUGAUAUCUACUUUGCCGGCCUCAAUUCUUCGACGCUUCCCCUCCCGGAUCCAGCGGAGGGGAAGUCAACGCCGUACCCCGAAAACCUCGCGCAGCUGCGACAAGCUGCUAGAGACAUUCUCGGGUCGGGUUCGGGAACGGCUGAGGGCGAUGGCGAUCUGGAGAUAGUUCGGGAAGGGUUGUGCUUCCGGCCCAUAACCUCCUGGGGAGCGCCGAUUAUCUCCAAAAUUCGGGACCAGGACCUUGGUGCCGGAAUGGCAACCAAGCCGGGGGAAGGGGGAGUGUUCAUUGCCGCCGGUCACGGACCGUGGGGUAUCGCCAUGAGUCUUGGCACGGGCGUGGUGUUGGCCGAAAUGGUUCAGGGACGAGAGCCGAGCGCGGAUGUGAGCGGAUUGGCUUUUGACGGCGACAGGAUGAGGGAGUUAUACGCGAAUUAAACGGUAAAGAUAAGGUUGGCUGGCGCCUCUACUGAGUCUCGAGUGAGCAGUUAGCAUGGCGUUGAGAAACUUGAGAAACACACUGGGGAG